Molecule: messenger RNA, 1959 nt
Organism: Solea senegalensis (Senegalese sole)
Lineage: Eukaryota; Metazoa; Chordata; Actinopteri; Pleuronectiformes; Soleidae
Product: protein BTG3-like
Exons: 1
Coding region: 1092-1631 (179 amino acids)
Biological process (GO): negative regulation of cell population proliferation; negative regulation of mitotic cell cycle
Cellular component (GO): cytoplasm; nucleus
Source: RefSeq, a predicted model, not a curated record
UUGCAGCUUCAGUUUCCCCCGUUGCCGCCUUUAUCAGCAGGAUAAAACGCCUGCAUCCUUUGAAUCAUGGGCGAUCAAAGCUGCUGUGAUUAUGUCAAAAUGUGACAUGAAGGCAAUACUGAUGCAACACCUGUUUGAGAUGCGAUGUGUCGAGUGAGGUUUGAAACGACAAUGAAAAGACUUCACUGACAACAAAGCGCCGAGCCAUGCAGGGAGCAAAGUGAGUGCAGAUUAAAAACACUGAUGCAUCUUUUUUUCUUUUUUUUUUAAAGCAUUAUCUCUGUGUGUGCGUGUUUAUCAGAAGCCUGUUGACUUACCAAUGCGUGUCCAAUUUCUUUCUCCUUUUUUGUCUAGCCACAUCCUUUUUAUUUCUCCUGACCCGUCCGUUUUUCUUGCUUGCUCUAAAACUUCCUUCUCCUUUGACAGCGCUUGCCAGUUCAAAAGGAAACGUUUCUGCCCAAUAUCCAUGAGGUUUGGUUUUAGCUGAUUAAAGGGUGAAUGUUGGACGAGGCGAUAUGCAAUAUACCUUACACAUAUAUGUCUACAUAUAUAUAGUUUAAGUUAAAUAUUCUCUGCGUUAUUAAGGGUGGGAAUCUCCAGAGGCGUCAUGCCACAAUAAUGCUGUCCACUGUUAUUGUGAUAUCAAAUUAUACAUAUAUAUACCUGGAAUUCGACCCCCUGCACAGCUAUGCAAACUUGUUUGUAUAACAUAUAACUGAAUGUUUCAUAUAGUAAACAUAAUAAUAAUGAUAAUAAUAAUAAUAAUUAAUCUACUUCUACAACAAAACUGAUUCUAAGUGAAGUUUGCACUGAAACACAACCCAUAAAACCAACGACGAGCAUGUACCCACCAUGGACGUCCAAUUAGACGGAGCAGUGGGUGGGAAUUGUACAAAAGUGGGCGGGGCUAACACCAUAAACUCAAGAGUUUAAGGUCAAAGAUCUUAAUCACAGUUCACAUUUCUUCUAAAUCAUCUUCCUCCAAGAAGUUCAAAGUCACCCAUUGCAUAUCAAAGUCCCUCUUCUUCUAAAAAUGGUUUGUCUGAUGCCUUUGAAAAUUUUGGGGCUCAAUCACUGCCCAGUUCAUUAUUAUGACUUUGAUGUUUUUCAAGACCAUAAUGGCUUUAAAGAUCUUUCAUCUAACCAUAACACAAGGGCAUGUACCUCAGAGGCGUGGUGUCAUUGCCAUUCUCUCUUUGGACACAUGCUGGAGCAUCGACUGCUCCAUUAUAAUGGAACCUACUGGAGGCAUGAGACAAGAAAUAGCAGCGGUGCAGGUCUACCUGAAGAGGCUUCUGGAAAUGGCCGGGAAGGUGGAAUCACACAAGGUCGAGCUGUUUGCCGACAGGCUAGGCGUCGCGCUGCGUGAGACCUUCGUAGGACACUGGUACCCCGAAAACCCCAGCAAAGGACAGGCAUACAGGUGCAUCCGAGUCAACAGGUUCAACAAGGAGGAUCCAGUGAUCCUCCGUGCCUGCAGAGAGAGUGGAGUUCAGUACAGUGACCUGGGACUGCCCUAUGAAUUCACACUGUGGGUGGAUCCUGGGGAGGUCUGGUGCAGGUACGGAGAAGGCAGUAUGAUCUUCUCAGUGGCCACUUUCUCCAGUGACGGGGAACAGGACAAACAGUGACAUGGGACUUACACACAGAUUCUUCCACCAACAAAGAGAGGACAUGCACUCCCCCCUCUUAUCAUUGACACCAGCCACUGUUCCAAGGGAUUAAACCCAGACGCUCCUGAGUGGUAUCCAAGGAAAAACAUGAACCCUCCCUACACACGAAGACAGUUACUGCUCAGAGACUUGGUCAGGAUACACAGAUGGGUCACAGUGUGUUGCCAAGUAGUAUGCAAGUUAUUUUUCUUCCCCAAAAACGAAUAAAUGUAUAAAUAAUAAAUUGUAUGUGUUUGUUAUUUUGGUCUCCAAUGUUUCCCUGGCUGAUUGUGAGAAUAUGUGUUAA